CCGUCAACCUCUCGAAGCGUUAGCCGAAGUUUGUGAAAGUGUGUGACGGUUUUUAACGAAGACUUUCCCGAAAUACCUCUGAGCAAGUGAGUGUGUGUGAGUGAUUUUUAAGAGAAACUCUGUGAUGAAGCUCCGAGAUUAUACCGACAAAUAAACGACGAAAACGACGUAAAGUUUGGAGAUUAUACCGGCAAAAAAACGAAAGGAACUCGAUGAAGUUUGGUUUAGCUGGAUUAGUUCAACACAAACAAACCAAAAAACAAAAACACUUUGUGAAAGUUGAUUCUGUGAUUGUCGUUUAUUAAGAUUUUCCAAACUGAAGGUUAUAGUUCUGUCAGCAGGAGCUCACUGAUGUCUGAUGAACUGGAUCAUGGAGUUAUUAUCUCCAAUUUUAUACAUUUAUUUUUUCUAUUAAUGUGAGAAUUUAAAAAGUAAAAACUCAUUAACAUUGAAAGAGAGGAUAACUGUGUCUCUGCUUUCCUUCUUCUUAGUGAAUAAAAGGCCAAAUGUUUUGUUUAAUCAACUGCUGUUCAGUCGUAAUGGUCAUAAUUUCAACAUCAAAUGGUUAUUUCCAUCGACUCACCAAUACUUACUCUGGACAGCAUACUGUCAUGUUCAGAAGUAUGAAAAUAUGGAAUAGUCCUUCUUCUGUUAUUGCAAGGUUAACCAGUAAACAUGUGUUUAAAAAGAAGAUGUACCAAUAUCUAAUGACUCACUGUAAUAAGAAACAGAACCCCUAGACUAGGCUGUGACAACAUACAAUACAUAACAAUGAGAUUUUUUAUUACUAGUACACUUAUCUUGGCCUUUAUUGGUGUUUGUUUUUAUUGGAAAUGUAAUGUCAUCAUAAUUGUUGUGAUAGUUAUGAUUUUAACAUCUUGCAUAUUUCUCCUGUUUGGACUUUUAUCAUUUUAAUGUAUAUGAAUGUUUACUGUCUUCUUGUGGACCCCAGGAAGAGUCGCUGAUACUUAGGUAGUAGCAAAUGGAGAUCCAAAUAGAUGAGCAAAUAACAUUAAUUUCAUAUAUUUAUUGUUGUGUUUUUAUGUAAUGAUGGUUUAUGUCGUGGAAGAGGAGAUCGAUAAAGUUCUUCUUCUUCCAUUUCUGUUUCCACUCUUGAUUAAAAAGCUUAAAAUUACAGUGGAUUUUUCUAAAGAACAUUUUGUGGUUUGUCUACCUUUUCUGAACAUUACCCCCUUCUAGUGAAAAUAUUUCAAACUCUCUAAAUCACUAACUUUGACUAUGUCUUUUGCUCCUAAAUAGCUCCCCGUCCUAGAUCCAUCAAGAAGAUCAAAAAUGGCCUCUGCCCCACCAAGAGAUUUUCUACUGAACUGCAAAGUCCAGGACAGUGAAGCCACAUGUUUCAGAGACCUUUCAGGUAACAUGGUCAUGCCCCAUGAUCCCCAACGUGCCGUGAUUUGUUUGAUAGGUAAUGAAAUGUUCGGCUAAGACCUCAGACUUCAUUCAUCUCACCAGGGGCAAUCGAUUUACAAUCAAGGAUUACAGUUUUUAUUCUAUGUUUUUAGUAAUGUUCUGGUCACAGUUACCUGCAUAAGUUAAUGUCAAUGUGUUAAUAUUUCUUUCUGCUCACUGCCAACCAAUCAUCAGUUCAGAAGACUCAUUUCACAUGUUCUUAGGAUGUUAAUAUGUCUGUUAGUCAUAUUAGGAAGGAAUAAAAACAUCAGAUUUGUAUAUUGAAAUUAUUUUUACAUCACCAACAAUACAGCAUACACCCAUCCAUCCAUCCAUCUUCACAUCCUCACAUUCUUCCCUGACUAGUGAAUGAGACCCUGAGAUACUUGAGCUCCUCCACUUCUGUGAUAGAUCUUAAAUAAGCUUAAGUAUUAAAAAUUUAGGAACACUCGUGCAUUACUUAAACAUUAAGUAAAGAUCCUCGACUCUUUCUGUGAAGCAUUUCAAACAUCUGUGAGCUAUUUACAUGUUGUCCUAGCAGGACUGCAUGAGCUGCCUGAACCACAGGGGCCCAAGAUCCUGCCAAGGCCUCCAGUCCAGGGUCAUGAUCCACAGGUGAGACUCGUAAAACGAAGAUCAAACUGACAUUUAUGAAAAUGUCUGACUGCUCCUAAUUUCAUGGAAGUACAGCGUCCUCAACACCGUCAUUUAACUGCUCUAUAUAAAUACUGUAUGUCGAUACUGUAUGUAGAUUCUGUACUUAGAUAUUGUAUGUAGAUAUUGUAUGUAUAUACUUUAUAUAGAUUCUGUAUGUAGAAACUGUAUAUAGAUAUUGUGUGUAGGUACUGUGUGUGGAUAUUGUAUGUAGAUUCUGUUUGUAGAUGUUGUAUGGAGAUACUGUUUGUAGAUACUGAUGUAGAUACCCAGAUGUCAGCUUCUUCCUCCUGCUGUAGGCCAUGCUGAGGAAAGUUCCCAGGACAAAGCCAAGUCUGGAACACCGGGAAACCCCGAAAAGGUUGAUUUUUCUAGGCUGGGACACUCAGUCGCCCCCUGCUGUACAAACACAGCAGCAGCAGAGGCCGGUCCAUCUACCUCCUUUACCAUCUACAGUUAAAGCCAGACUGGAACAGAAAGCUAGUCAGCGACUGAGGUUUCCAGACCGGGGUGCUCAGUCUACUCUCUCUAGACCACCAGAGCAGCCACAGAGGUCUGUCCAUCCACCUCCUCCACCCUCUACAACCAAGGUCAGUAACAAACACGACAAAGGACAGAAUAAUCGUACUUUAAACAUUUAAACAUUUUAAAGAUAAAACUCAGAAUCAAGCUAGCUUAGGGCUCGCUCUAACUCUGACAAGUGUGGAUGAACUGUGUUGUAACCAUAGACUGUAAAUACUAUGGACAACUUGGUUCUGCCUCCCGCAAGUAUAUGGAUUUGAAGCCAAAAAGCUCUCUGUAUUUCUGGGAUUUUUCUUAAUUUCCUGAAACCAACAUUGCGCAGUAGUGUUGUGCGCAUUCGGCGGGAGAGUCACCGAGAGUCGCUGUAAUGACGCUCUACUCAAACAGCGUAUCCACGGGUGAGCUACGCAAUCCCCGAACGCCAACAGGCUGUAUCAGGUGUCAAUCAUAGAAAACAUGAACCCCCUAAUAACUUUUAAAAACUUAGCUUCACAGAAAAAAAAGAGGACUUGAGCACAAACCAGUCUUACAGUAACUACAUGUCAACAUCGCAAGCAGGGGGGAGAAAAAUUUAUGUUCUGUGUAAUAAAUUUCUAAAGUUUGUCCACAGCCCCAUAAGCUUUGCUGGAGAAGGCGGGAUUUAUGACCUAUACUGCAGCCCAUCAACAGAGGGUGCUGUUCUCUGAGUGGCUUCACCCAGUGAGGAGGCAGACGCCGUCCAUUCUUUAUACAGUCUAUGGUUGUAGCACAGCAGGAUGACACAGGAAUGGUUCAAUCACAAAAAUGUGAUUUUUGGAAAAGGAUCAUCUCAUGUUUCCUUUGUGGUCCCACCUCUCCUCACUCCCCCCAGAAGGUCCUAUUCGGAGUGGGUCGCUCCAGACGAACCUCUCCUGUUAGAGGAAGGAGAAGACUGGACCACUCAUCCAAAGUUCAGGGCCAUGAGUCCAGGAAGAAGGAGGAUCGUUUUAUGACCAGGGAUGGAGAAGUGAUAAUACUAAAUGAGAAUGACUUCAUCAUCAUGACUCCUGAGGACUUGGAGAAAGAGCAGAUGCUCAGGAACAUCCCUUUCUUCGCCAAAUUCCAAACUUUGAAACCGUUCACCAUCUGGCGUAACAAUGUUCGAGCACUGAGGUUAUCCAGGACCAAGAGGUUCCUCAAGAAGAACGUGCUUAUCCUCAGCAAGGUCUGAAUUUGAUUUAGAUUAUCUUGAAUAUGCUGACUGAGAGGUUGAUUGUAGAUGUUAAUGUCUCUAUGAAUCACACAGGCUCUGGGUCCAGGGCUAAUGGAGAUCCGGGGAAUGUGUUACCAAAUCAGUGAGACAGGCCUGUUUCACUUGGAGGAGAACCACACCUACUCUCUGCAGGAGUUCCAGUCCAAACAACUGCAGGAGGUCAACCCCACACUUACUGUUGAUGGAGAGAAGUCUCAAUAUCUGGACAUCAGGAAACUAUUCACACGACUCUGUUUUUAUUCACUGUUGUUUAGGUUUCAACGGACUUGAAGAAAUUUCAGGCCCUCAUAGAAGAGAUGACAAGUCAAACCAUCAGAAACUUCUGGUCAAAGGUUGAAGGUAAGUCCAGACCAGACCACAGCGUACUGGGAUCCUGGAUUUCUUUAGGACAACAGUCCUGAAAGCAUGACGGUCUCCUCCCUUUGUCACAGAUGCUGAAAUCGAGAGCAGUAACGGGCUGAAUAUUACACAAAAUUUCCAUGUCAGCCGCCUGACAUGGUUAGUACUGAUUCUGUUUGUUUUAGUGAACGUUUGUAGCCCAAAUAUCUUCAGUUCAUCUUUAAAACAUGCUCAGUAUUUUUUGGAUCAGAGAAGAUGGUUCAGUCAGAACAGCUGAACCUUCUAGACAUGCACACUCAAAGGAAAACCUCCUGUGUGGUUUUAAUCCAAUCUGUUUUGGUUUGUCCAGCUUUAUUCGCCUCGUGAAAUACGUGGUCCUGAAUACCUUGCACAAUUUGGUGGUGAACACAGAGACCAGGCUGCUGUCUGAAGUCAGUGAGUGGGCUCAUCGAACCUCUCACCACGCCAUGAACCUGAGUCAGGCUGAGACUGAGACUGAGACUGAAGGAGAGGUGGAAGAACAGGUCAGUCAUCUUCAAUAUCAUCAUCCAGGAAACAACUAAAACCACCAAACUGGUUUUCAAAGCUACCUUUGAACCUGGUUUUUGUUUGUCUGGUUUAGCCUUUCAGACCAGAGACUCCUACGGCUCAACCCAUGUUCAUGACCCAAUUGAUGCUGGACAUGGAUGGCCUGACCUUCAAACCCUCCGAGGAGGACUUCCUGGUUAGUCUGAUUGAUUUUAAACUUUUGAUGUUUCAUCCCUAACUUCUUCUGAUGUAAACCAGAUUUAUGUGAAAAACCCAGAAGAGUUUCCUCUGAGGUCACAGAGGCGUGUCCGGAUGAACCAAUGCUGCGUUAGGAAAAAAGCAAAAUUGGAGGCGGAAAUAAGAUGGCUACAUCUACGAAAGUUUUUUUAGUGCCUAUAUAUUAGAUUCAGACAAGGCAAGCUAAAAUAACUUUUGUAUUGUAGCCAUCUUGUUUCCGCCUGUGAUUUCACUUUUUUUCUGACUUGGUAACUGAAACGCUGGGAACUCAGGUGUGACGUCAUUUUCAGCUCCGACAUCUGACUUCGGAGGUAACUUGAACACAGCAUUUAACCUUUACACUCACGGUUCAGUCUGAACAUCAUCAUGUUUGACUCUGAGGACCUCACACUAUCAUGAAAUCAAACAUGAGUGUUUGUGUCACUGGUGGACCUGGAUCAGUUCUCUGUUUAGUCCCCUCAGCCAGUCCCCUCCUCUGCCAAAUCCAGCUCCGUGUCUGUGGUCAUACUUAUCAACAAGUCAGUACUGAUCCAGAACUUUACAAACCAACAGGUCUGGACCACUGGGGGGGAACACUUCCUGUGAUAAUGAGCGUUUUUAAAGAAGCUGCCCGCUCACUACCCUUUAUAAGAGUUCAUUAAGAUCUUAGUUUGGCAUGUAGGACUCUUUAAAGACCUUAUUACUUUUAAAAAAAAACUCUUUUUUAUUCGUUGUAAUGAGUCACUGUUCGCACUUCAGAUCCAGCUGCUAAUUAAUGUCACCUAUAAUUCUAAUAAAGUUCAAUCAAUACUAAUGAAGUUCUCUGAGUUUGUUACAAAAUAUGAAAAUAAUGUUGAUUUAUCUUUGAAUAAAGUCUAAUUACCGUUAAUUAAUCUGACUGAAGUUCAGUGUUGAUAUGAAGACUAUCGUCCAUGUAAAUAACAGAUUAUAACUCUGUUUAUUCCCUCAGGACACAUUUUCAGAGAUCUUUAGACUGUUGGAAGACUCAGCAGCAUCAGUGAAAACUCUGUCAGCAGAUCAGUGUCUUCAUGAGACUCAGGCAUCUUCAGAGGAGGUGAAGAAGAUCCCCAAACACACAGACCCCCCAAAACACACAGACCCCUAAACACACAGACCCCAAAACACACAGACCUCAAACACACAGACCCUGAGUUUACAGACCCCCAAACACACAGACCCUGAGGUCUACAGACUCUGAGGUUUGUUUAGUCUGUUGGAGUCUGCGCCCCUCAGUCUGCUGCCCUGAUAAACAGGAUCACAAGGGCCACCACAGACUCUAGACCAGCCUCAGCACUGAGUCUGAUCUCCUCAGCCCCCCUGAUCUUCAUGUUCUUCCCCCUCUGUGUUUUUCUACUCCAGACAACUGAAGGCAGAUUUGAAGUGAGCCCUUAUUUGAAGUCCUGUAUCAUGAAUGAUGUCCACCUCCGGAGAGUCCAUCAGAACAUAAAGGUCUGUUUAUUUUCUUCACACCCAUCUGGUUUUGAUGAAGUGUGCUGAGAACUUCUGGGUCUGCCUUUUUCCCCUCAGGAGAUCCUGCAGUCUGCCUUCAAAACAGCCAAAGAGUACUCACACACACUGGACCAGUUCUGGGUCUUCUAUAAGGAGAACGAGAACCUGGACCUGGACCUGCUGCAGCAACAGGAUCAUGGUGACGUACUUCACAUGAACGUGAUUUUAGUUUCACACAAAGAGCAGCUAAAAGACCGAGGAGGAGGAGGAGGAGGAGGAGGAGGAGAGCUGGUUUCACUCUGAGACAGAGACUGUUGGAGAAGGGGGGGGCAGAAUAGACUGAUCUUCAUUGUGUCGCACGGAAGUGUUCAUAAUGAUGUGGAGAGAAGGGUACGGGUUUGUUCGCUAGGUUUCAUUUUAAUUUACCGUCUGAAGCCGAAGCAGAGAAACAGACGGUAAAGACUUGAUCGUCUGAAACCAAAAAGAUCUUCAAAAUAACAAACAUCUUCAAACAUGAUUCAUCCUCUCUUUUCCAGGUUUGUCCUUUUUCCAAAGAACACUAAAGACAUACCACAGCGAGCACCAGCAGACCUCCACCAUCCAGCAGGAGAAACAUCUGGGACUCCUGCUGGUGAACCAAGCAGAGUUCAGGGAGAAGAUAGCGUCUUCUCCUCUACGCUGUCUGGAGGUGAGGAUGACGUGAUGUUUUUAUUUUCAUAAAACACAGAGGUGUGAGGAAAAGCUUCAAAGGUCAAACUCAGUCCAGGUGGAGCGUGAGGAAACAUUUCGGCUUGCUGUCUCCGCUCCAGGUCAUCAAUAAGAUGAUUGUCAAAGCUGCGAGGAGUAAACUGGACGCCGUCAGGGCCGAGGUCUACGAGGCCGAGAUUAAACUAGAGUCCAAGCCCUCCACCACAGCCGAGUUCGCCCACUACCUCACCUUCUUGAACCAGAUUCAGGAGAGGGUAACGCACACACCAGAACCAGAACAGCAGUUGACCUGUCUGAGAUGACAUCUGUCCUGAGACUCUUUCUUCUUCUCUCUUCUCCAUCGGUCUUUCUCUCACCAGAUUGAGGUCCUAGAAGAGGAGCAGCAGACACUGUCUCAGAUGUAUGAUCUGAUAAACACCUACUCAGUCCACACGCCAGACCAGGAUUUCGCGGAGUUUCGUGUCCUGAAGUCUUCCAUGACCUCCUUGCAGAACAUCAUGUGUAGAGCGGCUCUCCGUCGAGACUCCAUGAUGGACUCCUUCUGUAAGUCUCUGAAGAAAGACGUGAAGCAGCUGAACCAGGAGGUCAUGGAAACCAAACUCAAGUCCUGGGUAUGUCAGGAGAGGUUCUCCUCUUGGUUCUGAAGAAGGGCCUCUGAUCUGUUGACUGUUUCUUUAUCCUGCUGAUUUUGACCGACAGGAUCCACAAAUCCUGGACAUCAGUGCAGACCGCUCCAGAGUCCGCCUGCUGCUGGGAGAGAUCCAGAUUCUGAUUGAUGAGCUGCAAGACCGAGCCUCCACCUAUACCUCCUACCAGAAGCUGUUUAAGGUGGAGCACGUGUUCCAGAUAAUAACCCUCAAGAAACAAGAUGGAGGUUUUAGAUCAAAGUCCAGAAGUUUCAGGUUUUUGACUUCCCCCUUUCACUUCAGCUGCAGAUGAUGAAGUCAGACAGUCUGGACGAGUUGAUCUCAGAGUUCAGACUCAAACAGCUGCUGUGGGAGCGAAUGGAGGAGUGGGACACUCUAGAAGAAAGGUGUAAACAGGUGAGGAGUGUCCACAGGAACCUGAAAUCAGCUCUUCCUCUCCUCUAAGUCUGACUGUACCCAUUCAUGUUCCACUGUCUCCAGAGCACACUCCAGAACCUGGACCUGGAGGACUGGAGAACCCAGGUCAACAAAUACAGCAUGUGUGUCAAUCAGCUGGAGAAGGACUUACCCCGCAACAGUGUGGUAGAAGGUCUCAGGAACAAGGUGGAGGUCACCAAUCAGAAGGUGGGCCAGAUUUAUUUAGCUCCUUUCGUGGUCGAAUAACCUCCAUGUCUAAAUCUGAUCAAAUCUGGACGUCUUCUUCUUCUUUGUGGGUUUCUCCUCAGCUGCCUGUGAUUGCUGAUCUUAGUAACCCCUGUAUGAAACCAGAACACUGGAGGACCCUGGAGUCUGUUGUGGGGACUUCCCUGAAGGUGGAGGAGCUCACGCUGGCUUCCAUGGAGGAGAUGGGCUUCUUCAACCACAGCGUGGAAAUCCAGCAGGUAACACGAAAGUGUCUGAACAAGGUUACAGGAACAUUCAAAAAACACUCUGCUAAAAUGUGUGACACUAACCUUUGACCUUUGACCUUCAGCUCUCAGCUCAGGCUACAGGAGAGGCAUCAGCCGAGCUCACCAUCACUAAGGUCAGCAGCUAACCACAGAGGUCACCUUUGUUGAAGCGGUCCAGUGUCGUUCAGUCCUGUUGAACAAAUGCCUCCAUCUCUCUACAGGUGGAGGAUCUGUGGUGGAGCACAGAGUUCAGUGUGGUUCCUUAUCGAGACUCCAAUGAUGUCUUUGUGUUAGAAGGUGCAGAAGAAAUCCAGGUGGGAGCGUAACCUCCAAUUUCCACCGCAUCCUGAACGUCUACGAAAAGGCCGUAUCCUCCAAUCGUAGCUGAUUGUAACCAUUCAAGUUGAUGUGUCAAUUUCCACCAACUUCUUUGCGUUCCUCUGCGGAUCACCGGACUCCACAGCUGAUCGCAAGAGUUCGAUUUUUUCCGUACGCCGGAGAAUGCCGGAUAAAUUCAGCACAGAUUAACCCGUGCUGGAAAGGAAGUCGAGCGCAGAUACAAAUUAAACAUCUGGCUUCUUUUCAAAAUAAAGCACUGCGUGUUUCAGGCAGAUGUAUUUCACACCAUGCAAACGGGCGGGGGCGAACAAGUGAAAGGUUUUUAGACGUUAUUUGACCCCGAUGGCACCAUAGAUGAGGAGAUGCUGAUUCUAGAAGUCUAGAAGUAAAUUAUUUUCUCCUCUGGAAGGACACAAUCUACUGCUUGUAUGUCUAUGUGGCUGUCUUUAGAUAGACAACUCGUUAUUGCGCGAUUGCACGUGAAUCCGUGGGUUCUUGUGAGUUCUCGCGCUUCCUGCUGUCCGUUGUCUGCCACGAAAUUUGCCUAACCAACGGAUCUGGUAGGAAUUGGCCAAGGGCGAAAAUCGCAGCCGUUCUGGAUGUGAUGAGAAUUAGGGGUAAACUUCACACAUGUAACAGUCUGUUGUAACACGCUAAAAGGUCAUGGUCCAUCUCAUUCUCUGUGUCGUGUUACACAAAGGUCCUUUUGGACGACAGCAUCACCAGUGUGAGCUCUGUGGCAUCUUCAGCUUACGUGGCUCCUGUGAAGCUCAGGGUGGACAGACUGCUGAGACAGUUGCCCCUCUUCAAACAAACACUGGUAAAGUCUGCAGAGACACACAAAAUGGGAAUAUGAAGACAACCAUCUUUAUUACAGCCAGUGGAGAGGAGGAGUGUGUGUGCACCCAAGCAUUGAUCAGAGGACAAUCGUCCUUCUUCUUCUUCUUCUUCUUCUUCUAUAGUCUUUGUUCAUCGCCCUGCUUUUUGUCCCCAGGACGAGUGGAUGCGGUUUCAAAGGAACUGGAUUCACCUCGAGAGCGUCUUCUUGGCCCCGGACUCUGAGAGGGAAAGGCCGGUCCAGUUGGAGGAGUUUCUGGAGGUGGACAGUUUUUGGAAGGAGAUGAUGUCGAAGGUCAAGAGGAUUCCCAACGCAUUAAGAGCCGCUACUCAGCCUCGUAGGUGGAGCUGAAGAGAAAAGUCGAAACCAGGCAGGAAGUUCCUGGACGAUCACUCAGAAAUCUUAACUUCCAAGUGUUUUGUCUUCUGAUGUGCAGGUCUUCUGAGGACGUUCCAGUUAAAUAACUCUCUUCUGGAGGAGAUACAGAAACAUCUGGAAGCAAGAGACGGGCACGAGUCACUUUCUGAGGCUCAAGACCCUGAGGGGCAGGUCCAAGAUGAGGCGCAAGUCUCCAAGUGAAGCAGCAAGUCCCAGACAAGUCCUUCAUGGUGUCAACACCUAAACUAAAGUAGAAUUGUAAGGUUGCAGGACGGAGCGCUUCAUUGUUGCAUGUGUAAAAACUGUUUUGGUUGAAGGUCGAUCCUGAUUUCUCUUGACAGUCCGAUAAAUCAGCUGUUUAUUUUGUGAGUGGC
Messenger RNA from Xyrichtys novacula (pearly razorfish), 10544 nucleotides. The record is from the annotation of a GenBank genome assembly. Lineage: Eukaryota; Metazoa; Chordata; Actinopteri; Labriformes; Labridae.